AUGGAAUUCGAACGUAAAAGAGAAUUAGAGGAAAAAAAACAAAGGCUUCUUAGGCUUAAACAACAGAGAGAAGAACGCAGACUCAAUAGUCAAAACACGUUUAUAAGUGAGCCCGCGUAUAGAACUGAUCCGGAUAGGGAUCGUAAGAUCAAUGAAUUUGCUAAAUCAUUGCUAGAAGAGAAUGAUAAGCCCACAGUACGUACAUCACGUACUGGAACGAUAUCGAGUCAGGAAGAUCUUUUUAUCAUUACCAAUAAAGACAAAACUGAGAAGGGUAAGAAUGCUGCGCUUUAUACAAAUAAUUAUUCGUCUCCAGGCGUCUCGGUCCCUCCAAGCCCAACUUUUAUUCCUCCCCCUCGCUUUAUGCCUGAGCUGAGCUCGGUUCAAGGGGAAUCAGUAGACAUUGCUGCAAGG
Molecule: messenger RNA, 414 nt
Organism: Dentiscutata heterogama
Lineage: Eukaryota; Fungi; Glomeromycota; Glomeromycetes; Diversisporales; Gigasporaceae
Source: the annotation of a GenBank genome assembly